Ochlerotatus camptorhynchus is the source of this 1039-nucleotide messenger RNA. RefSeq names its product E3 ubiquitin-protein ligase TRIM17-like. Gene Ontology annotation, molecular function: zinc ion binding; ubiquitin protein ligase activity. Bases 68 to 949 code for a protein of 293 amino acids. Gene Ontology annotation, biological process: protein ubiquitination. Gene Ontology annotation, cellular component: cytoplasm. Lineage: Eukaryota; Metazoa; Arthropoda; Insecta; Diptera; Culicidae. The transcript is spliced from 4 exons. The record is from RefSeq and is a predicted model, not a curated record.
UUCUGCACUGGUAAAGGGCUAUUCGAUCAAUCAAUUGCAGGAAUCGAUCAGGCAUCUGUUCUCAAGCAUGGACAACAAGGACAACCUUUGCGGUGAACAUGAGAACCAGCAUCUUUCUCUAUUUUGCUACCCAUGCGAAAUGAAUAUUUGCGUUAAAUGUUGGUUCUCAGAGGAACAUGCUGAGCACAAGGAACGGGCCGUACCUCUAGAGGAAGCUUUCGAACACUACAUGCAAAAUAUGACGGCGACUCUAACCUGGAUCAACGGACGAAAGGAAGUGGUCGAUCAUGUACUGAAACAGGUGCAGGAAAAUCUAAGUCGUCUGAGCCAAGAGAAAGAAUUAAUCGAAAAACUACGUGGAGAAUCGGAGGAGCUGAUUACGGGCAAGGCAAAUCCUGCAUGUGUAAUGCAAAUCAUUACAACCGAACGAGCAAUGGCGGAGCUGCGUUUGAACCAUCAGGAUGAAACAGAAUCAGUUCGACUAGAUCGUCGCCGAGAAUUCAUGUCGGAAGCAACCGUACUGGAUUUCCGUAUGACAGAGUUCGAUAGCACUAUAAAGAACCAUGGAUCAUGCAAGACAAACCUUCAAGCUCCGUACGGCUUCGAAUGGAAAUGCGAGAUCACAAACGAAGAUGACGGCAUGUACUUCUACCUUAGUUUAAUGGCAGGAAAACCCAGUGAUUACUCCGUACUGUUCGAUGGCAAACCGGAGAAGGUUUGCCGAUUUGAGUUGGACAGUGCCGUGAAGAUUGGGGUGUACAAGCCAGUCAUGGCAAACGUGGUCAACGAUUCGCAAAAAUUGACCGUACAAAUUCGUCAAUCCUACGGUGACAGGUUUCAACAGUUGCAUGACUAUAUUACUCGGCUGGAGAAGGAAAAUGCUGAGCACCUGGCAUUCAAAACGUACCUCGCCGAUUGGGACAAGAGACUUGGGCCUUCAUCUGGUUGAAGAUAACUGUUGAAUUCGUAUCCAACUUGUAGUAGAUAGUUUCCAAAAUAUCUUGGUAUUUUAACAAAAAAGCCAAUGACAAGAGCUAUA